CUAAUUUUUGCUAUGACCCCCUCGAGCCCCCCUCCUUUGCAACUGUGGGUUAAUGCUUGCGUUCCUCUUUCCUGGUUUGACCGAAGAGCAUUUUGAUUGGUUGUCAAUGACAUCACCCUCAGCCUCAAUACACGGGACCCUCAGCAUUGUUCAGUGAACAGCACACAGAAAGCUGACUUUACACUCGUUCGCCCCCCUCCCCUCCUUUUUCUGGGUUGGUUUUGAUGUCUACGGUUCCUCAUCUUACCGAGUAAACUGAUUGGCUCAUUUCAGUGUCACUCUGACGUGCCACUUAAGCGGGCAGGGCUAACCCACACAACAUCGUUUCAGUUGGAGCGAGGCAGAAAGUGAAAAUGUCGAGGAGCUACAGCGCAGGAGCUGGCUGAACGGUCUGUCAAGUGAAAUUGCGAAGACACAUCUUCGGAUAUCGUCUGAGGAGACACAUAAACGCCAAAGACUUCUUUGCUCCAUACCAGAGACUGAGUACCUGAGUUUUCUGCGGUCAUCGAGCCCUCCUCUGUGGUCUCCCCAUGCCUCCAUCUCCCCUCGACGACAGAAUUGUGGUGGCGCUGCCAAGGCCUAUCCGACCUCAGGAACUUCAUCUCCGCCUGGACACCAGCUACCUGGAAGCCACCGUGGGUGCCGUCGCCAAGACGACGGUGAUCAGCAGCACCACCGUGGUGAAGAUUCAGGCGACAAACCUCACGUAUAUGCCCUCAUCCAGUGGCUCCACGCGCUCCUUGACGUGUGGAUGCAGCAGUGCCAGCUGCUGCACGGUGACUACGUACGAGAAAGACUCCCAAACCCAGACCCAGACGCUGAGCCAGGUUAGCACAAGCAGCCCUAACUUGAACUCUGCAGUCAGCUAUGGUGGGCCCAGUGGUGUCUCCCUGCCUAUGGUGGGGCCAAGUGAAACCUACAGUGCCCCAAGUCUCACUUCUAGCCCCGCCAGAGGAAGUGUACGGAUCAUUUACCCAAACGAGCUGGCUCAAAAGAUGACACAUUGCCCCAUGGGCCAUCUAGUGGGACCUGUGCCGGUGGUCAUCGACUGCAGGCCGUUUAUGGACUACAACAAGAGUCACAUCCGAGGUGCUGUUCACAUCAACUGCUCGGACAAAAUCAGCCGUCGACGCCUCCAGCAGGGAAAGAUCACUGUGCUGGACCUCAUCUCUUGCCGCCAGAGUAAAGACUCCUUCAGGGGGAUUUUUUCCAAAGAGAUAGUUGUUUACGAUGAGAGCACAGUAGACCCGGGCCGGCUGUCGCUUUCCCAGCCCCUGCAUGUAGUUCUGGAGUCUCUGCGUAGGGAGGGAAAGGAUCCGAUUGUUCUGAGAGGAGGCCUCAGCAGUUUCAGACAGGCUCAUGAAGACCUAUGUGAGCACUCCCUUCACCUGCAGGAGGGCCAGGAUGCUGGGGCUGCUGUUGGCCUGUCGGGGGCACUACCUCACUCCUUGCCCUCUACCCCUGACAUUGAGAACGCAGAGCUAACACCCAUCUUGCCCUUUCUGUUCCUGGGCAAUGAACGUGAUGCACAAGACCUCGACCAAAUGCAGAGGAUGAACAUUGGCUACAUCCUAAAUGUCACCACUCACCUCCCACUCUACCAUUAUGACCUAGGCCUCUUCAAUUACAAGCGCUUACCUGCCACCGAUAGCAACAAGCAGAACCUGCGCCAGUACUUUGAAGAAGCCUUUGAAUUUAUAGAGGAGGCUCACCAGGCAGGCAAGGGGCUGCUUAUUCACUGCCAGGCUGGUGUUUCACGGUCUGCCACCAUUGUCAUUGCAUACCUGAUGAAACACACUUGGAUGACCAUGACAGAUGCCUACAAGUUUGUCAAAACGCGACGCCCCAUUAUAUCGCCCAACCUCAACUUCAUGGGCCAGCUUCUGGAGUUUGAGGAGGACCUCAAUAAUGGCAUCACUCCUCGCAUACUCACCCCCAGGCUUAUUGGAGUGGAAACCAUAGUGUAGGAAGCUUGUUUGUGUGCUAGGAGUGUGUUCUCCUUCACAGCAUUUUUAAGCUUAAGAUGGGUUUUGAAGAAUCUUUUUGGUUUACCUAGUGGUCAGGCCUGGAUUCCAAAGCCCUGUGUCUUGCUUCGGUACCAUUAACGAAAUUGGUCUCUUUUUUAUGAAGACUCCCUCAAAAACAUUGGAGAUGGAGGCUGAUGGAGGGUAGGGUGAAAUGCUCGUAUCUGUAGAACAGCUGAUAGUAGGAUGGAAGCUUCAAGAGGCAAGAUGUUUAUACUUGAGCAUGGAUGUUGGUACACAAAGGAAAACGCAUGAACCUUAUUUUGUCCAUAAUCAUUUUUGUUUUUGGCACGUUCUAUCCUCUCUAUAAUUGGAGAGAAACACUGUGCUAUACCUAUACUGUGUCUAUCAGCUGCUGGUGCUGAUCAAGUUCUAAGCAAAACCUGGCCUUUUGCUUGUCAGAAAAGAUUAAGACUUGUUUGGUGUGUUAUGUUCUUAUUCUAUUUUUAUACAGGAGUUGACCAUGAUGAGCCUUGAGUGGCUAUACUGUGCAAUAAUUUCUGAGUGGAAUGCAAUGGGGCUUAAUCUGUAUAUAUAGGUGAUGGCAAAAACUUUUGAAGCUAUGUAUUUAGAACAUUUAAUAUAUUUUUUUGGUUGAUAAUAUCUUUAUCAUUGUUUUCAUUUCAGUUUAGCUUAAAUGUUAUGCCCAUAUAUCAUACCAAAACCAUGUCAUUUAAUUUCUUUGAUAUAAAUUCCUGAAAGCUGUCAAAUCUAUGUAUACUUGUUUUCCAGUCACUUUAUUUCAUCAUCAUCAUUAUUUCUGUUAUACUGGUCCCAGACAUAUAUACAAAAACAAAUUUUUAAAUAAAUAUUUAAGGCAUUUUUAUUAGCAUUUAAGUGUAGUCCUAUUGUACUGUUGAUUGCUAACAACCAUAUAUUGUACAUUUGGAUUAUGUACAGUACUGUGCAAAAAAUGGGCAAAGCGCAAAUAGGCAAAAUAUCAAGCUUUGAAUUUUUUAGCAACAAAUCACUGGUCAACAAAUUAACAAGGAUUAAACAUAUAUAUUAGCUUAGUAUGGAACAGCUUUUCCCUUUGAUUUUUUCAAAAUGUCUUGUGGGUAAACUUGCAGCCAGCUUUUUACAGAAAGAACAGUCAGUAUUGUUUCACACAGCAUUGAUGGCUUCAAACUGCGGAAAAUCUACAGUUUGAACAGGCCAAAAUAAAAACCAAAAAAACCCCAAAAACUAUUAAUAUUUUGGCCUUGGCCCAUUUUAUUUUACGUGGGAGUAUUAACACACCAUAUGCAUCUUGAUUGUCCAUUUAAAAAUUCAUCUGUUUUACUUUUCCAUUUUUGUGUGUAUGUGUGUGAGAGAGUGCUAGAGAGGGAGAAUUAAAGGUAACAGUAUGUUAUUACAUAAUUCUCUUUUUCUGCUCCACUGACUUACUGUGUUAUAACAUGAGCCAACUGAAAUGCUCUGACAUGACCUCAUACUGGGUAAACAGCCUAAAAAAGAAACAAGAUUGUUACAAAGGACACCAAUUUGUGUAAAUGAUUGGUAAAUAGUGGAUGCAAAAUAUCAUUUUUGCCAUUUAUCUCUAAGACUAAGUUAAGCGUUUCCACACACAAUAAAAUAAUGCUGUCACCCAAGAGUGAUAAUAGUGCCUCUAUUGAUGCCUUAACUUAUCAUGCACAUAUUUUGGACUUCUUCAGUAGAUAAUGAGCUAACAAGAAAUUAGCUAAUCCUGUUUUUAGUGGACACAGCACCUUCAGCAUCUCUGCAGUGCUACAGUGUUCAGUGGAUUUAAACUAGAUUGUAGUGUUUAAAAUGGUGUGCUUUUACCUCUAGAAACAAGGUUAUAAGUCAUUUGAAAUUACUUUAGUUGGGAAGUACGGGUGUUCUGUGAAGUAAAAUCUUGGCCUUGUCCAUUAUAUUUAAAUGCAAAGUGCACAAGAGAACACUUUAUUAUUCUUGACAUGUGCAAACUUUUCUCUCUGUGAAAAAGAGUGAUUUUAUGAAUAAUUCAUUUUAUAAUUCAACUAUUCACAGCUAUACUCUCUCUCCCCAGUAACUGUGUAAUUUUCAGAAGAGCUGUUUAUUCAGAGCUAUUUACCUGCUUUCACUGGUAUAUACCUAGCACAAUCCGAUAUUAUAUUAACGUCUAUCCACAUUUUGAACUUUUUAUUCAAAACAAAGUUGUAUUUGAAGACAGUUAAGUCUCUAAUAUUUCAACUGAAAUUGUAACUGUAACAGUGUUUACCAACUCCAGUCCAGUAGUCCACCAGCAGUGCAGUUUUUGUUUUUCCUGCACCCGAGUCACCUCAUUAGAUGAUGUCCUUGUACUCAUUGAGCUGCAUCAUAUUUAGAGAAGAAAAAAUACAAAACUGUGGAGUGUAGGACGCCUUUGAGGACAGCACUAUAAUUUAAGCAAACUGAACUAUAUAAAAUCUUCCCCCCUUUUAGAAUAGAAUAGAACAGAAUAGAGUUUAGCCAGGGAAAUGCUUAAUGUGAGUUUUUAUUAUAAAUAAUCUUCAGAAACUACCCAAUUAUUACAAGAUCAUAUUCUUUAAAUGACAGAUAUUCUAAUGCUAAGAAUAGUAAUUAAACAUAGGUUUAUGGGUGUGACAGUUUCAAUACAUUAUCGACAAAAAUAACAUUUGAAACAUUGUAUCGAAAUUAAAAUAUGUAUUACUGAUGCGCGCUUUGGAUCUCUCAUGUAACUGCUCUUCGUGGAAACCAAUAUCACUGAUCAAAACUAAUAAUCUGGGUGUACUGUGACAUAGUAAAGUGUUUGUGACUUCUCAGGCUUAUUUUGUUUUCAGGGCUAGUUUUGUAACCAAUCUCAGUCAGAUCAGUAUAAUUAGAGCUAAUAACAAUUAAAAUAUUGAAAAUAAAAUCAAAUUUUGAACUCAAAAUGAAAAAUCUUAAAGAACUUGAAAAUAUGUUUUGCUAUGCCCCUGUGUAGGACUGUGCUGUUAUAAAACAAGUGACAUACUAAGCAAGGGAUUGUGUUGAUGUUAUUGGUGUCCGUACAGUAAGCGAUGCUAUUUGGUGGUUUGUUCUACUUUCAGAAAUGAAUAGAAAAGCACUGUAAUUCAUUUUUGUCUUCCCUUAUUUGAUUUCAAAAGAAAUUUUACCUCCCUUAUGAAAUGAACUGUAUUACUAAUAAACUUAAUAGGUAUAUGCAAAGCACAUUUAUUAUGUUCCAAUAUACUGUAUAGCUUCCAAGCGUUACUGUAAAACAUAUUCCUCUAUUGAAGCAAGAUGUAACUUGCAUUCUAUGUCAUUGGUUUGUUGUCAGCUUGUUUAUGUACUCUGUUAAUUUGAUUUGAGAUUUGUAAGAGUUUGUAAGAGUUCAAGACUCAGAACAAAAGAGCAAAAGAUGUGUCAUGUUCAUCACAUUCACACACAUAUAUUUAUUAUAGUAGUGUGCCUGUAGUCAGAUGUACUAGAUAUUUGUCACUUUCUGUCUAUACAUUAGAUUACAUCUGUUGUUAUCAUUUAGGCAUAAUUUUGCACUGUCUAAAAAAAUAUGAUAAUGAAUGAUAAAACAGCUGUGUUUAUUUUUCAUCUACAAAGGUGCUAAUAUAAUGGAGGCCUUCCACACCUUUUUGCAUGAUCUGCUCUGGUACAAUAUUUACCUUUCCCAUUUAUCCAAACCCUUUCCCUAAAUAUCAAGGUUAAAACACUGUAAUUUUCUAAUGUGGGGUUUGGAAAUAAACAAACAAAAAUGUUUUAAUGGAUUUUUGUUUUUAUUAAAGGUAGUAGGAUCUGAUGUCA
Molecule: messenger RNA, 5744 nt
Organism: Pygocentrus nattereri (red-bellied piranha)
Lineage: Eukaryota; Metazoa; Chordata; Actinopteri; Characiformes; Serrasalmidae
Gene: dusp10
Product: dual specificity phosphatase 10
Exons: 4
Coding region: 531-1967 (478 amino acids)
Biological process (GO): negative regulation of JUN kinase activity; protein dephosphorylation
Cellular component (GO): cytoplasm; cytosol
Molecular function (GO): MAP kinase tyrosine/serine/threonine phosphatase activity; protein tyrosine/threonine phosphatase activity
Source: RefSeq, a predicted model, not a curated record